Molecule: messenger RNA, 1343 nt
Organism: Drosophila arizonae
Lineage: Eukaryota; Metazoa; Arthropoda; Insecta; Diptera; Drosophilidae
Source: RefSeq, a predicted model, not a curated record
AAGUCUGUACUGUAAAUGCACAAUAGAUCUACAUAAAUUAAAAAAUAGAAUGAUGUUAAUACGGAUAGAAGUAUUCGGGAUUCUAAUAGCUCUAUCUUUAGCGACUUUGCCAAGCCAAGUCUCAUCCGCAAGGGAGACCAAGAGAUCCAGCAUUUUUGACAUAUUGAACAAUAAAUGUAUGAACAAAAUCGGGUCGCUUCAAGAGGAUAUCGAUUUGAAGCAGAAGAAAAUCAUUGAACUGGAAGCAAUACUAAAAGCUGCGGCAAAAACUAAUGUAUCAGAUGUAAUCGACCAAGACAAAUUUGAUUUUCAACAUUCUCUUCAACUCUGCAAAAGCCAUUUAUUUCUAUCUAAUGAAAAGUUUCAUAAACUAAAGCUAUUGAACUUAAGAGAAGUCCAGAAGAUUCUUGAGGUCAAGAAAAAAAUGCAUGGUGAAACAGAUUCCAAUUCAUAUGAAAAGCAAGUGAUUGAAAAAACUGCUUGGUGUGAGAAAUGGCAGAGUAUUAAAAUCAAAGAUACGACACGCACAAUACGCGAAUGGAAAGCAGUAAAAGCUGAUUUCAGUAAAGUAAAUGAAACACUAGUACAGUGCCAAAAGCAAGCUUACAGCCAAGUGGAGGAAUUUCUAUCCAUUGUCAGAGAGCUGAUGUCAAGGGUGUAUACUGUAUUUGUAAAAUACAUCAACAAAAUAACCCAGUAUAACAAUAUAUGCGAGUCGGAUGUCGCGGUACCUGGAUGGAUUGUGAUACAGCGGCGCAUAUUAAGACCGAACGCAGAGAACUUUACCCGGAAUUGGCAGGACUAUAGGCAAGGCUUUGGACGGUCGGCUUCGGAGUUUUGGCUAGGACUAGACAACUUAUAUCGGUUAACACAUCUGCACCGUUACGAACUCGCUAUUUUGUUUGUGGACCAAAAUGACCACCAAUAUAUGGAGAAAUACAAUGACUUUGUAAUUGGCGGUGAGGAGGACAAUUUUAAGAUAGUUUCACUGGGAAAUUAUUCGGGCCCACUUGGUGGGGGCUUGCGAGACCGUAUCGGAGUACCUUUCUCUACAUACGAUAGAGUCAAUGCUGCACCGAAUGAGAGUUGCUCUGGGAAAUACAAAGAGGGCUGGUGGUAUACAGACUGUGAGCAUGGUAACCUGAACACAGACUUUAGCUCAUGUGACCUUGGAAAGCCUUCCUCGGAUUUAAGCCCUGCCUGUACAUUUUCGGGAUUUUCCAUAUUUGUCCCCAAAAGAGUGCAGAUGAUGAUACGCUAUUAUUUCCCAUAAUCUUGUCAAUUUGGCCAAAGGCGAAUAUAAAAAGGACAUUCUUUCUUGAAGCUUGAGAUGAUAAGAGUGA